Messenger RNA from Phodopus roborovskii (desert hamster), 2638 nucleotides. It is a transcript of the gene Grsf1, whose product is annotated as G-rich RNA sequence binding factor 1. Gene Ontology annotation, biological process: regulation of RNA splicing. Bases 77 to 1516 code for a protein of 479 amino acids. The record is from RefSeq and is a predicted model, not a curated record. Gene Ontology annotation, cellular component: nucleoplasm; ribonucleoprotein complex. Gene Ontology annotation, molecular function: RNA binding. Lineage: Eukaryota; Metazoa; Chordata; Mammalia; Rodentia; Cricetidae. The transcript is spliced from 10 exons.
CCCCGCCCUGGAUUCCACUUCCCCUCGGCUCGCGCCACAGCGGCCACCUCCGGUCCCUUCGUCGCCUCGGGAGCCCAUGGCCGGGACGCGCUGGGUGCUAGGGGCGUUGCUCCGGGGCUGCGGCUGCAACUGCAGCAGCUGCCGGCGCACCGGCGCCGCCUGCCUGCCCUUCUACUCGGCCGCCGGCACCUUCCCGUCGGGCGUCUCGGGCCGCCGCCGUCUGCUGCUGCUCCUCGGGGCCGCCGCGGCCGCCGCCUCGCAGACGCGCGGCCUGCAGCUCGGGCCCGCGGCCGCCGGGAGACUGGCGGGUCCCGUCCCUGCCCGGCCCUCCGCCGCCGCGGCCGCCGCCGCGUCCUACUCAGCCCUGCGCACCCCGCUGCUCCCGCGAUCGCUGGCGGCCGCCUCGGGCCCGGCGCGGGCUUACGGCCAGGAGUCCAAAACGACCUACCUGGAAGACCUCCCGCCCCUACCUGAGUACGAGUUGAGCCCGUCCAAAUUAGGACAGGAGGUGGACGAUGUGUAUCUCAUUCGAGCUCAGGGACUACCUUGGUCCUGCACUGUGGAAGAUGUCCUUAACUUUUUCUCAGACUGCAGAAUCCGCAACAGUGAGAAUGGAAUCCAUUUCCUCUUAAAUAGAGAUGGGAAACGAAGGGGUGAUGCCUUAAUUGAGAUGGAGUCGGAGCAGGAUGUGCAGAAGGCCUUAGAAAAGCACCGGAUGUACAUGGGACAGCGCUAUGUGGAAGUAUAUGAGAUAAAUAAUGAAGAUGUGGAUGCCUUAAUGAAGAGCCUGCAUGUCAAGUCUUCACCUGUGGUAAAUGACGGCGUGGUCCGCUUGAGAGGACUUCCUUACAGCUGCAAUGAGAAAGAUAUUGUUGACUUCUUUGCAGGAUUGAACAUAGUAGACAUUACUUUUGUGAUGGACUAUAGAGGAAGAAGAAAAACAGGGGAAGCCUAUGUACAGUUUGAAGAACCAGAAAUGGCCAACCAAGCGCUUUUAAAGCACAGGGAAGAAAUUGGUAACAGAUACAUAGAGAUAUUUCCAAGCAGAAGGAAUGAAGUUCGAACACAUGUUGGAUCUCAUAAGGCAAAGAAAAUGGUAUCUUCUCCUACUGCUAAAUAUAUAACUGAGCCAGAAGUGGUAUUUGAGGAACAUGAAGUAAAUGAGGAUAUUCGGCCUAUGACAGCUUUUGAAAAUGAUAAAGAGAUAGAACUGCCUAAGGAGAUGUCAGAAAAACUCCCAGAGACUGUUGAUUUUGGAUCUACGCCUUCACUCCACUUUGUCCAUAUGAGAGGAUUGCCUUUCCAAGCCAAUGCCCAGGACAUUAUAAAUUUCUUUGCUCCGCUGAAGCCUGUGAGAAUCACCAUGGAGUACAGCUCUAGUGGGAAGGCCACUGGAGAAGCUGAUGUGCACUUUGAUACCCAUGAGGACGCCGUUGCAGCUAUGCUCAAGGAUCGGUCCCAUGUUCAACAUAGGUAUAUUGAGCUGUUCCUAAAUUCAUGUCCUAAAGGAAAAUAAGACUUCAGCAGAUCCCCAGAUGAUAAGGGUGAAGCAGGGAGCGCCUCAUUUGCACAUCUCUCUUGAACAUGGGAUGUAAAGAUCCAGAUGACUGGCAGCAACCGCUGGAGAAAGGAUCUAGGCAUCCAACAAUAGUUUCAUGGCAGAGUGUUUAGAUCGAGAAAGAUUCAGUUUGGGAUUAUGAAUAAGCUACAAAUUUAAAGUUCCAUUUAAACAGUCCUGAAUCUGAUUGAGAAAGUCUGGUUUAUGUAACUUAGUUUCCUGUUAUAGAGGAUAUAUUACAGUUGUAAGUGAUGUUCCAUUCAAUGCUGCUCUUUAUAGAACCUUAUUUCUGCCUGUUUUUCUGCCUAUGAUUGAGAGCUCUGACGUAAAACUUCUCAUGGAAUAAAAUAAGGUGUAUUUUUUGCCAAACACCAAAGCAAGGGAAGGUUUCAGAACUUUAAUAAGCCAGUCUGAUUUGGUCAAGUAAUGUUUAAUUUUGUCUGUAUUUAAUUGCUUAGGGCUAGAAAUAAAAAAAAAAAAAAAAAAAAAAAACCAAAAAACCACAAACCACAGGUUAUUGAGCAUAAGUGGUCACUUUGCAGUUUUGUCUUUAGAAACAAACACUUUGCCUCCCUAAACCUUGACCUAAAAAGGCUUUUAACGUGGGUGCUUAUUUUUGUUACGGGAAGUCUAGGCUAACUUAAAACUUCAGAGUCUCUCUUUCUCUCUCUCAUUUAAGACAAAUGUUAUCUUAAGGCUGUUAGGUUUGAAAUCAUAAAGUGACACAUCAAAGUCCAGACUGGUGAGGACAUUAAUAGCUUCACUUGAAUUAAACCAGCUCUAGAUAGGAAAAAACCAACCUGAGUCUCCUCAUUUGCUUUUCCAGUGGGGUAGCCACCCAUGUUUUAGAACAAGUAGGGGUGCUUUGCUUAAAUAAAACUAGCAUUUAAUAUAUAAUUGUGUGAAGGAUUUAUGGAUAGAGCUGUAUUUCUGUCACAUUGUGACAGUACCUUCUGCUUUAAUACUAAAUAGCUUGUUAUUUAAAUAUUGGUCAAAAUGGCUGGCUUCAAAAAUAGUCAUUAAUAAAAUUAACUUUAUGUAUAUCUGUGUAGAAGAAUAAAGUCCUGUACAUUUUCUUUA